ACCAAAGUACCAAACCCAUUUUCUUUUCUCUCUCCCGUGGCAAUCUCACCCAAACGGCCAAACCCUCAACCCUCGUCUCCCUAACCCCGUGAUUUCUCACUCUUAAACCCCUGCUUCGUUCUCUCUCUCACCGCUUGUGCUGGUGUCCUCCUUUGUUACAGGAGCUUUCUCUCUCCUCUGACCUUGUGCGGUCACCGCAGACGCAACUCUGAUUCUUCCCUCUUCGAUCUCCCUCCUCUGGUUCGUUCUGGCUCGCUGUUGCAUCGAGAACCGGUGAACGUCACACCUCCUUCGGCUACCGCGCGCUGCUGCUCUCGUCUCGCCGGACUACGUUGCCCCUGUUUUCUCUCUUCGUUUGUUGUUUACGCGAGUGUUGUUGUGCUGUGCAACACUGCUCUUCGUGCGCCACCGCCAUCGUGGUUGUGGUUGUUGGUGAUUCUGCUGCUGGUUUGCUGUUGCCCUCUACUUUUUCCUCCGAAAUUUUGUUGGUGCUACGUGUGGGUGGAGCCACCUUAAGCCGACGCUAAUAGGAGGAGCACUCAUGGAAGAUGGUUUCCCAGCUGAUAAGCUUUUCAAUCAAGGGUAUUCAUAUACGUAUGAUGACGUUAUCUUUCUUCCGCAUUACAUUGAUUUUUCUACUGAUUCUGUUAAGCUUAAUUGCAAGCUUACAAAAAAUAUUUCUCUCUCUAUCCCUUGUGUGUCCUCCCCUAUGGACACCGUGACCGAGUCGUAUAUGGCGGUAGCCAUGGCCUCCCUUGGUGGGGUAGGAAUCUUACAUUCGAAUAACACUCCCUCUGAACAAUUCAGUCUCCUCAAGUCUGCCAAGUCCCGUCGCAUCCCAUUCGUUUCAGAGUUUGAGACUAAAUCGCCCUCGGAUGUGAUUGAGUCAGAGGGUGAUUUUGGUUUGUCGAAUGUGAUUUUGGUUACAGAGACUGGGAGCAGAAAAUCGAGGGUUUUGGGGUAUGUGUUGAAGUCUGAUUGGGUAAAGUUGAAGAAUAAGGAGGGUAGGCUUUGUGAUUACAUGUUGAAAUUGGAAUAUUCGGUGCCGAAUAGGUAUGAUUUGGACCAAGUUGCUGGGUUUUUGGGAGAGAAAGGGGUUAAAUUGGUGUCAACUAUGAGAGAAAGUGAUGGUGAAGUUGUGGAUUUGGUGACCUUGGAGGAUAUUGAGAGGAUUCAGCAAUAUCCAAAGAGAUGUUUGCCGUCAUUAGUGGCUAAUGGGGAUUUUUUGGUGGGAGCUUCAAUAGGGACUAGAGAAUCAGAUAAGGAGAGGUUGGAAUAUUUGGUCAAGGGUGGGGCUGAUGUGGUGGUGUUGGAUAGUUCCCAAGGGAAUUCUAUUUAUCAGUUGGAUAUGAUAAAGUAUAUAAAGAAUACCUACCCGAAAUUGGAUGUGAUUGGAGGGAAUGUGGUGACUAAAUAUCAAGCUCAAAACUUGAUCCAAGCAGGAGUCGAUGGACUCAGAGUUGGCAUGGGAUCUGGCUCGAUAUGUACUACUCAGGAGGUCUGUGCUGUAGGCAGAGGACAGGCUACUGCUGUGUACAAAGUUUCAUCUAUUGCUUCACAAAGUGGUGUCCCUGUCAUUGCUGACGGGGGUAUAUCAAACUCGGGACACAUUGUUAAGGCCCUAGUUCUUGGAGCAUCUACUGUGAUGAUGGGUAGCUUUCUGGCGGGUAGCACUGAAGCUCCUGGUGCUUAUGUAGUUCAGGAUGGUCGUCGUGUCAAGAAAUACCGAGGCAUGGGCUCUCUGGAAGCAAUGACAAAAGGAAGUGAUCAACGAUAUCUUGGGGACAAGUCUAGGCUUAAAAUUGCUCAAGGUGUUGUCGGUGCCGUUGCAGACAAGGGUUCUAUUCUAAACUUGGUACCUUACACAAUGCAUGCAGUUAAACAAGGGUUCCAAGAUCUUGGUGCCUCGUCACUUCAGUCUGCCCAUGAUCUAUUGAGAUCAGAAGUAUUAAGACUUGAGGCUCGAACCGGUGCUGCACAAGCUGAAGGAGGAGUCCAUGGUUUGGUUUCUUAUGAGAAGAAGGCGUUUUAAUGCAUACUAACAUAUGCAUAUUGGAUGACUGCUGAAAUUUGACAUAUAGAUCAAAUUGUGUGCUCACUUUACUCUUUGUUUUCCCCUUCCUGGAAAUGGAAGGGGUUUGAGCACUUGAAUAAAAAUAGUUCUUGGAGUUUAUAUCAUCACUACAAAGAUUAUGUUACUUGAAUUUUCUCCCUUUUUUGCUUAUAUAAGAGUAUUGUGAUUUACUUAA
Beta vulgaris subsp. vulgaris (sugar beet) is the source of this 2249-nucleotide messenger RNA. RefSeq names its product inosine-5'-monophosphate dehydrogenase 2. Bases 542 to 2032 code for a protein of 496 amino acids. Gene Ontology annotation, biological process: GTP biosynthetic process. Gene Ontology annotation, cellular component: cytoplasm. The transcript is spliced from 5 exons. Lineage: Eukaryota; Viridiplantae; Streptophyta; Magnoliopsida; Caryophyllales; Amaranthaceae. Gene Ontology annotation, molecular function: IMP dehydrogenase activity. The record is from RefSeq and is a predicted model, not a curated record.